UGGAAUGGGGAAGCGGCAGCAUGUGUGCGCGGCUGCGCGCGUACGCCGCGGCCGUGCAGGUAGUAAGCCAGGUGUCUGUGGAAAGAAGGGCAGGGCGGCGCGCGUCUCCUUACUGAAGUCACGCUUCUACAAUGGAAGAGACCCGCAUUGAGAAGACAUCCCCAGAGGCAGCACCCAUGGAGGAAAGCCCCGGUGACCCUCCCUACAAAAUGUCAACAUUCGAAGAUCUACUAGAGCUGGUUGGGACUUGCGGCCGGUGGAAUAUUUUGAUGUUCUGCAUGUGCUCCAUAUCGUCGUUCACUGCAGCGUUGCCAGCAUUAUCCUACCAAUUCUUGGGUGCGACCCCAGACCAUUGGUGCAGUGUGGAACCAUUGCGUGAGGCUAACUGGACACAGCAGCAAGUUCUCAACUUCGCCAUACCCUUCAGUAACUCAACGGGGAAGUAUCAGAGCUGCUUUAUGUAUGACUUGAACUACACAGCGGCGGCGGAGGCAGGCUAUGACGAUGCCAUGGCCAACAGAUGGUCCUUCGGGGGAGAUUCCAAUGGCACCAUCAAGUGUCAGUCAAGGGACUUCAACCUGACGCAAUACCAGUCCACCGUCGUCACGGAGUGGGACCUGGUGUGUGUGAACGGCGCGUCCUCUACUCCAGCACGCAGUCGGUCGUCAUGGGCGGAAAACUGCUUGGUUUCAUCGUUUUCGGUUACCUCAUUGAUCAGCUGGGCCGUCGACCACUGGUGUUGUUUUGCACCACCCUCAACAUUUUAUCAUCCUUCCUCAUUGCUGCGUCCCCCAACGUUGAAACCUAUAUAUUUUUUAAGUUCGUUAUAACAAUGAUGGAUGCUGGGCAGUAUCUUGGUUUGUUCGUCUUCAUAAUGGAAACCUGUGCUACUAAGUAUCGCGCUGCUGCGGGCACCUUGUUCGUGAUUCCCUGGGCCUUGGGAUACAUGGCAGUGCCAGGGAUAGCUUACCUGGCUCGCACAUGGAAAGUGUUGCAGUUAGCUUACGCUAUCCCAACGCUUCUUGCUACCGUAUUCUUUGUGUGGUUACCAGAAUCUCCACGGUGGCUUAUUAUCAGAGGCCGCCACCAGGAGGCGCUGAAAGUUAUGACGCAGGCGGCCAAGGUGAAUAAGAAAACAAUGCCAUCAGACGACCAAGUCCUGUCUGUUAUGAGAGUCAUCGCACAAAAACCUGACACAGAAGACACAGACGAGGAUAAAGGAAUACUGAUCCGCGUGCGGCUGACCCUCAGGCGAUUCUUCAUCCUGUUUAUCCUUCCUGAGUUCAGGGUUAGAUCCUUGGUCGUUAUCUUCUGCUGGUGUGGAGCCUCUUUGGUGUAUUAUGGCCUGGCCCUCAACGCAGACAAUAUCAACACCGACCCAUACCUGUAUGUGUUCUUUGGGGGAAUCCUGGAGGUGCCAUCGUACUUGCUGUUGUGGCUGGCACUCCUCUAUAUCGGCAGAAAGAAAGCUCUCUCUGCACUGUUCUUUAUUUGUGGGAUUUUCAUCUUCGUGUUGAUGACCCUCAUCGUCCUGCAGCUUCCAGGAAGUGAAUGGGCUGUGGUGACCUUCUCCCAGGGUGGCAAGGUGGCCAUCACUGCUGCCUUCCAGUUAGCAUGGAUGUUCACUGCAGAGCUGUAUCCCACGAGUUACCGCUCCUUUGCAGUGGGGAUGGGCAGUGUGUUUGCCAGGUUGGGGGCCAUGGCUUCUCCGUACAUCAAUGACAUCCUGGGCAUGAGGGAGGUAUGGGCACCUUCUGCACUAUUUGGAUCAGUGUCCUUAGUGGCUGCUGUUGUCACACUGCUGCUGCCUGAGACUGGGGACUCUAACCUCUCUGAGCCCACAUACUCUUCAGACACUAAAGAGAGGAAAGAAACAGCAAGAAAAGAUGUCUCACAAAGCGACAGUGUCAGCAAGAAUGAAGCCUCCAAGGCACAUGAAAAUUUAUCGUAUGUUGCAGAAGACUAAUAUAGUAAUGACUGUUGCAUUUAACAAACACCAAAACACAUCAUAUCAUAUAAAUGUGUUUACUUUUUUGUGAUUAGAAUAGUAGAUGUAGUACUCUUAUUGCCUUAAUUUCCUGCCUCUCAAAAGGUUUUGAAUCUAUCAUCAACAGGAAGAUUCUUGAACAUCUAUCACUUCACAACCUUAUAUCUGAUUGCCAGUAUGGGUUCUGUUAUGGCUGCUCUACUGGUGAUAUUCUGGCUUUCCUUACUGAGUCUUGGUCAUCCCUUUUUUUUUAUGGAUUUUGGUGAAACUUUUGCUGUUGCUUUAGGCAUAUCAAAAGCAUCUGAUAGAGUUCUAUUACUUCUGUGGUAGAUGGUCACUGUUCUUCUAAAUCUAUUAACAGUGGUGUUUCUUAGGGUUCUGUCCUGUCACCCACUCUCUUCCUAUUAUUCAUCAAUGAUCCUCUAAACCAAACUUCUUGUAAUAUGCAUUCCUACGUUGAUGAUACCACCCUGCACUUUUCCACAUUUUUUCAUAAGCAUUCAACCAUUCACAAAUCAAACAUCUCAUGCAGGGAAGCCACAGAAUACCCGACUUCAUAUAUCUCUAAAAUUCUUGACUGGUGCAGAGCAAACUCAGUAUUGUUUAAUACCUAAAAGAACUGAAUUCCUUUAUCUAUUAACUCAGCACAGCCUUUCAGAUAACUGUCCCCUCUUCAUCAGUGACACUCAACUGACCCUUUUUUCUACAUUGAACAUCCUUGGUCUGUCUUUUACUAAUAAUCUAAACUGGAAAUUUCACAUCUCAUCUCUAGCUAAAGAUAUCUUCUAUGUAAAUUAAGUUAGGGAUUCUGAGUUAUCUCUGCCAGUUUUUCUCACACCCCACCCCCCAGCUGCUAACUCUGUACAGGGGCAUUAUCUGUCCAUGUAUAGAGUACACCUCACAUGUAUGUGGGGUUCCACUCAUACUGCUCUUCUAGACCAGGUAGAAUCAAAAGCUCUUUCUCUUAUCAACUCCUCUCCUCUGACUGACUGUCUUCAGUCUCUCCCUCAUCACUGCAAUAUUGCAUCUCUUGCUAUCUUCCAUCAAUAUUUCAAUGCUAACUGCUCUUCUGAUCUUGUUAACUGCAUGUGUCCCUUUCUCCUACUGUCUCACUGCACAAGGCUUUCUACUUUCUCUCACCCUUAUUUUGUCCACCUCUCUAAUGCAAGAGUUAGCCAGUAUUCUCACUCAUUUGUCCCUUUUCCUGAUAAACUCUAAUUCCUUGUCUGUUUCUAUGUUUCCCCCUUCCUAUGAUUUUAAUUCUUUCAAGAGAGAGAUUUCAAGACACUUACCUUCAGUUUUUGAUAAAUGUUUCUGACUUCUUUUUGGGGACUGGUGCCUUUCUAUAUUUUUGUUGCCCUUGGUCAGUGCCCUUCUUACAUAAAAAAAUAAAUAAAUAAAUAAA
Messenger RNA from Scylla paramamosain (green mud crab), 3392 nucleotides. RefSeq names its product organic cation transporter protein-like. The record is from RefSeq and is a predicted model, not a curated record. The coding region runs from base 521 to 1966 and encodes 481 amino acids. NCBI's taxonomy places the organism in Eukaryota, Metazoa, Arthropoda, Malacostraca, Decapoda, Portunidae. Gene Ontology annotation, cellular component: membrane. Gene Ontology annotation, biological process: transmembrane transport. Gene Ontology annotation, molecular function: transmembrane transporter activity. The transcript is spliced from 12 exons.